AUGGUAAACUCGGGGAGCAAUUCAAGCGAUGGCAUUCAACCCCAUCAACAACCCGAGAUGGCCAAGUCUGAUGUCGACGAUGUUCCCAACGUCGACCACGCCUCUAGGACAGGCGAUAUCCCAAUUGUCGGCAGAGACAAGGCAGCGCAGUUUCUCAAACAAGCUGAUCACCCUGUCAUAGUCACGCCUGCUGACAAUGCCCGCGUCUUGCGCAAGAUUGAUUGGCGCAUCUUGCCCAUUAUGCUGUUUGUCUACUGUCUUCAGUCUCUUGACAAGACAACAUUGUCAUAUGCCUCGGUCUUUGGACUUAUCGAGGACACCAACUUGGUUGGGGAGGAGUUUUCCUGGCUCGGAUCCAUAGUCUACUUGGCGCAGCUCGUCUUUCAACCUCUCGUGGCGUACAGUUUGGUCAAGUUCCCCGUCGGCAAGUUUUCCGCGACGAUGGUGUUUUGCUGGGGAGCUGUUCUGUGUGGAAUGACGGCUGCGACCAACUUUGGGGGGCUGAUGGCUGCUAGACUGCUGCUCGGGGCUUUUGAAGCUUCUGUUGCGCCGACGUUUAUUGCUAUUGUGCAGAUGUGGUAUAGACGAAGUGAGCAGACUACUAGAAACGCUUCGUGGUAUGCUAUGCUGGGGGUUGUCAAUAUGCUCGGUAGUUUGUUGACGUAUGGCCUGGGCCAUAUCAAAUCGUCGUUGCGGCCGUAUCAGAUCAUCUUUUUGUUUUGCGGUUGCAUCACCGUAGCCUUUUCCGUCGUCAUGUUCAUCUUCAUGCCUGACUCUCCCAUGGAGGCUAAAUUUCUCAAACGAGAAGACAAGUUCAUUGCCAUUGAGCGUCUAAGAAUGAACCAGAUGGGUAUCGGAUCUGGUGUGUGGAAAUGGGACCACGUCAAGGAGUGUAUGCUUGACCCCAAAACGUGGCUCUGGUUCUUCCUCAUGCUCAUCAUUUCUAUCCCGAGCGGCGGCAUUUCAACAUUCGGCCCCUUAAUCAUUCAAUCCUUCGGCUUCGACAAGUUCACCACCAUUCUGUUCAACAUCCCUUUCGGCGCCGUACAAAUGAUCGCCACGCUUGGAGGAGCAUGGCUCGCCGACCGAAUCAAGAUGAAGUCCCCGGUCCUCCUACUCCUCUGUCUCCCUCCAAUUGCUGGGUGCGCCAUUCUUCUCGCCGUCGGCCGCGCAAAGAGCGACCGAGCUGUGCUUCUAGCCGGAUAUUACAUCAUCUCAUUCUACCCCGGCAUUUCACCACUCAUCUACUCCUGGUCUGGCCAGAACACAGCCGGCGACACCAAGAGAAAAGUCACCACAGGCAUGCUCUUCGUCGGAGCGAGUACAGGCAAUGUCAUUGGUCCCCUACUCUUCAAACCCAGCGAGAAGCCACGCUAUGAUAGAGGUCUACGAACCAAUCUUGCCCUGUUUGUUGUGCUGGCUGUCUUGAUUGUGCUGGGCAUGGGGCUGAUUCGCAUUCUUAAUGCUAAACAAGCAGCUAAGCGGAGAGCUUUGGGCAAGUCGGAGGUUAUUACUGAUUUGAGUAUGCAGAAGGGCGCUGGGCAGGACACGGAUGUGCUGAAUCAUGUGGAAGAGUCGGAUACAGUUGGUGAUAAGGCGUUUGACGAUGUUACGGAUAUGAAGAACGAAGACUUUAUCUAUGUAUAUUAA
Molecule: messenger RNA, 1650 nt
Organism: Pochonia chlamydosporia 170
Lineage: Eukaryota; Fungi; Ascomycota; Sordariomycetes; Hypocreales; Clavicipitaceae
Product: allantoate permease
Exons: 6
Coding region: 1-1650 (549 amino acids)
Biological process (GO): transmembrane transport
Cellular component (GO): membrane
Molecular function (GO): transmembrane transporter activity
Source: RefSeq, a predicted model, not a curated record